Messenger RNA from Phycodurus eques (leafy seadragon), 1629 nucleotides. RefSeq names its product zinc finger protein 853-like. Gene Ontology annotation, biological process: regulation of transcription by RNA polymerase II. The coding region runs from base 65 to 1030 and encodes 321 amino acids. The record is from RefSeq and is a predicted model, not a curated record. The transcript is spliced from 2 exons. NCBI's taxonomy places the organism in Eukaryota, Metazoa, Chordata, Actinopteri, Syngnathiformes, Syngnathidae. Gene Ontology annotation, molecular function: RNA polymerase II cis-regulatory region sequence-specific DNA binding; DNA-binding transcription factor activity.
AGAGGCACGUUUGUGGUCAACGCGUCGCCGAGCGGAGAUCGAGUGUUGCGAUUGUCGUGCGACAAUGUGCGCAAGGAGGACCGCAGAGUACGGGGAGGAACUUCGGGGACCGAAGGAGCGACAAAGUCAACAUCUGGACGCCGUUUCCAAGAAGCAUCGAGUCGGGUUAUGCGUCGCAGACGACAGUGAAGAUCUUCGUCCUGAGCGGCAGAAGCCAGAGCUCUCUCACAUUAAAAAGGAAGAUGAGGAUGAAGAGGUUCAUCACAUCAAAGAGAAAGAGGAGCUCCAGUCCCCUUACAUUAAAACAGAGGAGGAAGAGCAUGUCAACAUCAUAGAGGAGGAGGGGGCUAUCACCCAGUUGCCAUCGACUGGUGUGCCUUUGCCUCCUCACAUUAAAGAGGAGGAGCAGCUGCAGACCCCCCAAAUGAAAGAGGAAGAGGUAGUACCCCCGCACAUAAAAGGGGAGGAUAAUAUCACCAAGUUUAUUUUAUGCCAUCUGAUGUUGUUGCCAAAGUUGCCAUCGAUUGGUGACUGUUUGAAGAGUGAAGAUGAAGUUCCAAGUGAGGCGAACAGAGGGGCGGACCCUCCAAGCAGCAGCUCAAGUAAAACCUGCUCAGUUUGUGGUCAAACAUUCUCUCGAAAUGAACAUUUGACAAGACACACAAGAACACACACUGGGGAAAAACCUUUUGCCUGCUCAAUUUGUGGCCAAAGAUUCUCUCGAAAGGGAACCUUAAAAUGUCACACAAGAACACACACCGGAGAGAAACCUUUUACCUGCUCAAUUUGUGCCCAAAGAUUCUCUCAUAAGGGAACCUUAAAAAGUCACAGAGGAACGCACACUGGUGAGAAACCUUUUGCCUGCUCACUUUGUGGCCAAAGAUUCUCUCAUAAGAGAAUCUUAAAAUGUCACAGAACAACACACAUUGGAGAGAAACCUUUCGCCUGCUUAAUUUGUGGUCAAAGAUUCUCCCAGAAGCUACAUGUUAAGACACACAUGUGUGUUGGUGAGAACAGCAGUAAUCAAUGAAGGUUUCGCCUUUCAUCCGAGCAGGCUUCAUCAAUUCAUGGACCAAGGUCAGAUAGGACAGCUCUCCCAGAACAGAAAACCAGAACAGUCCAGUUAUGACCGAUUCAAUGCCCUGAGAAUGAAAUGACCUGGACGAAUAAAAAUAUUCACAGGCAUGAUGCGCAAUGUUGAAACUACGGGAAUGACUUUCAGUCUGUACAAUCUUCUUUUUUAUGUACCUUUUUAAAGGCCUCCUGUGGACAAGUGUUAUAAUACUGUAACAAUAAAUACAGUCCGGCGCUACAUCCGUAAAUGCAACUUGAAAAUCUACUAUGCAAAACAAAAGCCAUUUAUCAACAACACCCAGAAACGCCACCGGCUUCUCUGGGCCCGAGCUCAUCUAAGGUGGACUGAUGCAACGUGGAAAAGUGUUUUGUGGUCCGACGAGUCCACAUUUCAAAUAGUUUUUGGAAAUUGUGGACAUCGUGCCCUCAGGGCCAAAGAGGAAAAGAACCAUCCGGACUGUUAUGGACGCAAAGUUCAAAAGCCAGCAUCUGUGAUGGUGUGGGUAAUGUACACAUCUGUGAAGGCACCAUUCAUGCUGAACGGUACAUACAGGU